Molecule: messenger RNA, 606 nt
Organism: Kwoniella botswanensis
Lineage: Eukaryota; Fungi; Basidiomycota; Tremellomycetes; Tremellales; Cryptococcaceae
Exons: 5
Coding region: 1-606 (201 amino acids)
Source: RefSeq, a predicted model, not a curated record
AUGAUGUUCACCACUAAGAUCGCCGCUCUUUCCACCCUUGUCGCCGCUGCCAACGCGUUGACCAUUAACACUCCUGCCUCGUUGAUCGAGUGUCAACCCACUUCCAUCACUUUCUCAGGUGGCUCUUCUUCACCUUACUACCUCUCGAUUCUCCCUGGUGGUCAAGCCAGUGCUUCUGCUCUUGAGAACUUGCCCGACGCUGAUUCGUCACCCGUCACUUGGACCGUCGAUAUCGCCUCCGGAACCAACGUCACCAUCAAGAUUACUGAUGGAAGUGGGAACAUCGCCUACUCAUCCCCCGUCGUGAUUCAAGCGGGUUCUUCAUCCAGUUGUCUCGGCACCAACAGCGAAUCUUCUUCUUCUGCUACUUCUGGCUCAGCCUCAGCUUCUUCAGGUGCUUCUACCACCUCUGGCUCAGCUGCUGCCUCUGGAACUGCCUCUUCUACUUCCAAAGCUUCUGGUUCAGCUUCAGGAUCAAGUUCCGCCUCAGCUGCCUCUUCCUCAUCUUCGUCAGCCUCAUCUGCUGCCUACCUCACCAAAGAGAACGCCGGUGCCGCAGCUAUCGUCAUGGGCUUCGUCGCUACUGCUUUGGGAGUCAUCGCUUAA